AGGCAGCCGGGGAAGGCAGCGGGAGCUGCCCCGCAGCCAGAAGUUUGCUGCUAGGGGCUAAAAACAAGCAAACAAACAAAAAAAAAGGAAAUCAUUAAAUAAGCCGGUUAGAAUCCUAAAAACCUCCUAAGGAUCAUUCCCCUCCGCAGCUGCCCCGGAGGGAUGCAGGUGGAGCGAGGGCAGAGGGAACCCGCGAUGCUCAGCCAGCUCGCGGGCAGGACCCGGCUCCGGAGCGGGGCUAAAGCGGUGUCCGUGUGAACGGGAGCCCCGGGAGGGCCGGGCUGGGGCGGCGGGGACGCCUCUCGCCCUGCCCAGCCUGCGCGCAUCCUCCGGCACCGCCUGCGCUGGCCGAGCCGAGCCGGGGCCAGUCCGUGGCAUCCGAGGAGAGCGGUAGGAUGAGGGGCAUCCUCUGCUUCUGCACUCUGGUCCUCCUGGAAGGUAUGGCAGAAGCUGUCAGCUCAAGCAGGGACUGCCUUCAGGCAGGUGAGUCCUGCACCAACGACCCCAUCUGCAGUGCCAAAUUCAGGACUCUCCGGCAAUGCAUCGCAGGCAAUGGAGCCAACAAAUUGGGCCCCGACGCCAAGAACCAGUGCAGAAGCACUGUGACAGCCCUGCUUUCCAGCCAGCUGUACGGCUGCAAGUGCAAACGAGGCAUGAAAAAGGAGAAGCACUGCUUGAGUGUCUACUGGAGCAUCCACCACACACUGAUGGAAGGUAUGAACGUACUGGAGAGUUCCCCUUAUGAGCCGUUCAUCAGGGGAUUUGAUUAUGUCCGGCUGGCAUCUAUCACUGCAGGGUCUGAGAAUGAGGUGACUCAGGUGAACCGGUGUCUGGAUGCUGCCAAGGCGUGCAACGUGGACGAGAUGUGCCAGCGCCUGCGGACAGAGUAUGUCUCUUUCUGCAUCCGGCGCGUGGCCCGGGCUGACACCUGCAACCGCUCCAAGUGCCACAAGGCUCUGCGCAAGUUCUUCGAUCGCGUGCCACCCGAGUACACCCACGAGCUGCUCUUCUGCCCCUGUGAAGACACAGCUUGUGCUGAGCGCCGGCGGCAGACCAUCGUUCCUGCCUGCUCCUAUGAGUCCAAGGAGAAGCCCAACUGCCUGGCACCUCUGGAUUCCUGCAGGGAAAACUAUGUCUGCAGGUCACGCUAUGCAGAGUUCCAGUUUAAUUGCCAGCCCUCCCUGCAGUCCGCGAGCGGCUGCCGGAGGGACAGCUACGCCGCCUGUCUGCUGGCAUAUACAGGGAUCAUAGGCAGUCCCAUCACACCCAACUACAUUGACAACUCAACUUCCAGCAUAGCUCCCUGGUGCACGUGCAAUGCCAGUGGCAACCGGCAGGAAGAGUGUGAGAGCUUUCUGCAUCUCUUCACCAACAAUAUCUGUCUCCAAAAUGCCAUUCUGGCCUUUGGCAAUGGGACCUACCUGAAUGCAGCCAUGGCCCCAUCCAUCCCCCCCACCACACAGAUGUACAAGCAGGAGCGAAACUCCAACAGAGCUGUGGCGACCCUCAGAGAGAACAUCUUUGAGCACCUCCAGCCCACCAAGGUGGCCGGAGAGGAGAGGCUCCUGCGGGGCUCCACUCGUCUGUCUUCAGGGACAUCCAGCCCAGCAGCUCCCUCCCACUGGGCAGCCUCUCUGCUGCAGAUGUGGUUUCUCUUCACUCUUGCUGCGCUGAGCCUCUCUGUGAUGUGAAGCUGGGUGGCCACAUGCCAGGCAGAGACUCUUCGUGUUGGUUUCUUAACAAAACAACCAGAACAGUAACUUUUUCAGGGUGAGGGGGAGGGAGAGAGAGGUGUUAGGAAGGAGAGGUGAGCAUGUGGUCAUCCCUUCCUCCUCCUCACCCGUCUGCCAAUUUAUUUGAUUUUAUACGAUCAGCAUUGUUGACAACCAGCUCGUUCUUGGUCCUGGCCACCUUUCCAACCCACAGCUUGGUGGUCGUCUCUCCAGCUCUCUAUGGAUGGGGUCAAGCCGUGAACUAUUCCCUUGGAAAACAUUGAGAGAGUUGAUCCAAGAAAUGAGGCUGCAAAGGAAAUGCUUUUGCUUGCCUAAACCAAGAGAGGAAAGGCUUUGGAUGGAUGAGCUGUCAGGAAGUUUCCUGAAGCCCUGACUCAUGUUGGGGGGCUCUUGGCAGGACAUGUCAAAUGAUGUGGAGUUCAGACUGUCUCCAGGGUUCCUCAGGACCCAAAUGACAGCCCACCUGGUUUGGACUGAAGAAACCAGAGCACAGAGGAAAAGGUGGUUAUUUUUAUUCACCGGAGAGGAUCCUGAAGCACUUGUGGGGUGGAUCAAUUAACCACAUUAUGAACGGCCUUCUAGGGAUUAUCCACCUGCUUGAAACUGUGACCAGCGUGCAACCAGCAUGCAUCUCCAAGCUGUCACCUACUCCUUGGGCCCUCCUUUCUAGAGAAAUAUGUCAUGUAUUGAUGGUGUUCAGGAAGAAACACGUGUGUUGCGUUUUGUUUACAGCCGGCUUUCUUCGUGUCCCAACCCUAGCAUCUCUACUCACUGGUCCUGUAAAGUGCUCGGGGUAGGUAUUGUUUUGUCACAUCCAGGCAACCUGAGGCCAAUAUUGUCCCACUCCAAGCUAACCUUUUUCCAUGUGGGAUGAACAUGUGAGCCUCUGGGCAGGACUAGAUGCCAGCCAAACGCAACUACGUUCCCAUGUGCUACAUGUGCAUCCACCUUUGCAGAGAGGCAGAAGAUCUUCAGUCAGGGGUUUUCAUUAGUUAUGCAAGGAAGAGACUGAACAGAAGAAGUUUGUCACUCUGGGAACAUAAAUAUCCAGCCAGUUUUUGGAAAGACCAAGUAAUGGAUCAUGUGGAGUGGAUUGCUAAGGUUCCCCUCCUUGAAGAGCUGGUGGAAGAAAUUUCUCAUGUCUGACUUAGCACGUGAAGGACAUUGCCUCCUCCCAAGUGCUACUUCGUCAGCUGGGAGGUGGUUUAAGCUGGGGAAGUGACCCCCUUUACUGAGCUGCAGCCGGAGCCCAGUUGGAGGGUGACGAUAAAUGUCUUUCUGGUCUCUCGGGGCACAGGAAGGCAGAUGCGUGACCUUAUGUUAACCUGAGCACCCAGGGUUCAUCAUUUGAGGAGGUGAGCUGAAGACUCCCAGCGUCUUUUUAGGGGGAGUGAAUCCCUUGUUAGCUCAAACCAAGAAAGAAGAUGGUAAGGAAGCAUGAGAAGGUUUCCCAGGAUAAAUGCUUACCCAGGCUGACCACCACAGGAGGCACAGCAGCAGGUCCAGAUCCUCCCAUGGUAUUUGGGCUUGGGCUUUGCAACAGCCCAUUUAUUACUUGGUUUGUGUUCCUUCAAGGAACAUCAUUAGUUUCUUAGCAUUUGAAUGCAUAGAAAGGCUUGGCAGCAGCAAAGUCCAGUGCUUUCCAUCCACAUUCCCUGCAGAACCUCUUGCAUUCUUUUCUUGCUUCAGAUUUUGCUGAGAAACUGCAAGAACUUUCUUGGGUUUUGGUCUAAUAUGAAACCACUCUCAUCUCCAAAUGAACACCUGCGGAUGUGUAAGACACGCUGAAAAAUCUCCUGGCUGUGUCCCAUCCAAAGUUCUGUACCUGGAGGUCCUUGGGGCUAUAGCACCUGGUUGUCCUAACCCAGGGCUGUGUAAAGGGUCCUGGAAGGCACCAAAAUCCAAGUCUGGUUCUCAAGGUGCCAAAUCACACCCUGAACAGAACCUUGCAUGUGAGAUCUUCACUGUGAAGAGCUCACCCAGAUCACAAAAGCAGGCAGGGAGGUAGCACUACAGGCAGCCCCUACAUCCCUUCGAAAUGCCAUCGCUGUGCACUGGAACGCUGGGAAGAUCUUCCCUGCACCCAAGACAUUGGUGUCCUCCAAGAGACCAUGGAGCCAUUUGUGCACCAAGUGACACAACUACCAGCUGCAGCUCUGCAAGACUUGUGUCCUCUGAGCCACAGGCGAAGAGGGGAUUAAACUCUAAUGCUCAGUCCUUGAAAGGCAAGGAACUACCUCAACAUCAUGAGGUCAUGCUGUGAACUGCCUUCUUCUGCAGCUUUCCUUUCCAGUCCUGUAGUCAUGCCCUGACCUUCACACCUGGCCAGGAGCAAGCCUGUCUCCACCAGCCUUUAGUCUUCUUGCAUGGGCUGAGUGUCUGUUUAGGAUGGACACACAAGUGUCAGCUGCUUUCCAGGAGUACCCUGUCCUGCAGACUCUUCUCCCAUGUCUCUUAUAACUUACUGGUGGUGGUGGCGAAAAGCCACUCUGCCAUUUCCUUCUCCAAUUGAGACCCAGCAAAGAUAGACAUCUUCUAGGUGGUCAGGAUGACUGGCAACCCCACUUCAACUCUCCUGUAAGCCUGGUAUGUUGUGAAAAACAGAUGUGGGCAACCGUUCUCACAGGAUACUGAGGAUGGAGAAGGCCUCCAGAGGUUGCCUACUCCAUCACCACAUCCCACAGCAGGACCAAUGAUCUGUUUACACUUUCUGGCUGAUUUAUUUUAAGUUAAUUUUAAUGAUUCCAAUGAUGGACCUCAUCCCCCCUCGCUUAGGAUGUUACUUUUCUCUAAGCAUCACAAGCCCAAGCAGCUCUCAACUGUGGUGUCUUCUCAAAUCCUCAGUUUUGGGAGGGUGGCAGACCAAAGUGCCCUGAGACGGUGGAAGGUGACAGCCCUACCAUGGAUCAUAUCACAUGAGAAGGUCAAAACCCAGGGGAGCUGUGGCUGCCCCAUCCCUGGAGGUGUUCAAGGCCAGGUUGGAUGAGGCUUUGAGCAACCUGACCCUGUGGGAGGUGUCCCUGGCAGAGGAGUUGGAACUGGAUUGGCUUUAAGGUCCUUUCUAACUCAAGGUCUCUUCUCCCAAGUGAUAGGUGAUAGGACAAGAGGGAAUGGCUUUAAGCUGCGUCAGGGGAAGUUUGGAUUGGACAUUAGGCAAAAUUCCUUCACAGAAAGGGUUCUCGGGCACUGGCAGAGGCUGCCCAGGGAGGUGGUAAAGUCAUCAUCCCUGGAGGUGUUUAAAAGGCAGGUAGAUGAGGUUCUUGGGGACAUGAUUUAGUAGUGGGCGUGUACGAUUGGAGUUGAUGAUCUCAAAGGUCUUUUCCAACCUAAUGAUUCUAUGACUUCCAUAACCCAAACCGUUCUACGAUCUGUUGGGUUCCCCGCAAAAAUCACGCAGUGAGUUAGUGGAAAUGGGUGUCUGCUGGAGGGGUUUCCUACUUCUGCCCUUCGUUGAGGUACCUCAAAAGCAUCUGCAGAAUUCCGAUUACAGGUCUGCUCUCUCAUCCUCAGCCUUUGUCCUGUGCUGUGAGUUUGGAAACAGUGUCCUUCUAGCACUCUUCCAGACCAGUCCAUGCUCUCCCAGGGGUUCCCUGUGGUCUGGGGAUGCUUUGAAAUGAAGCGACACUGAGCAACGAGCUUCUUGCCCAGCAGGGAAGAGCCAGGGAGAGUGGGAUGUGCAGAAUUAAAACAAAAUCAUCCCAAAACCUGCAUGACUUUUUUUCCUGAUCAUUUCACCCUUUUUGCUAAUUUUAAUGUCACUUCUUCCUCCAAGCCUGUUCACAAAAGAAAAUUUCUGAAAAAAAAAGAAGGUGGCUUUUGCACCAUCUUUUGGAAGCAGGAAACCCAAUGACGUGUCUCCUCUCGCGAACCACGUGCGUGCACAGGGCAUUUCUUUUCCCUUGUGAAAAGUCAGUGACUUUUUUGGAUGAAAUCUCAGCUCUGCUGAACUCUAAGUCAACCGUGGACAUUCAUUUUUAAGCCUCUUGACCAACCACCAAAGUCCCAGCAGCUGUUUGUAAAGGCAAAGGGCUGAGUGAGCCAAGAAAGAGAAAGGGAGACAGGGUUUUUUUUAGGAAAAACUCCCUGUUUUGAGGACUUUCAUAAGCACAAAGAAGAGUCACGAGAAAGAAAGAACCAGCCAAACUUUUGGUAGCCACUGAACUCUAUUUUCUUGGCUGCUCAUCACCGUUCCCAGUGGUUUGGCAAUCCUGAAAGCUGGUGAAAUAUUGUGUACGUAUAAAUACCACAUCAUCACCAAAGCGAGACUGCAAGAAGGCAGGGAGGGAUGGUGGCAGGGAGAUGAUGCUGGAGCAAUAAUCCCAUGGGUAGCAGAGGGAUGCUAAAAUCUGUGUGCGCGCAUGUAGGGGACUAUGGUUGAUGUCUGCCUCUACUACUGGGAUGUAACUUGUACUUAUCUCUUCUGUACAUGUCAAUAUUCAAACAUAUCCAUGAAUAAAGCACACAUGCAUUUUUCCUGACCCUC
Molecule: messenger RNA, 6216 nt
Organism: Cuculus canorus (common cuckoo)
Lineage: Eukaryota; Metazoa; Chordata; Aves; Cuculiformes; Cuculidae
Gene: GFRA4
Product: GDNF family receptor alpha 4
Exons: 8
Coding region: 396-1691 (431 amino acids)
Biological process (GO): nervous system development
Cellular component (GO): signaling receptor complex; external side of plasma membrane
Molecular function (GO): glial cell-derived neurotrophic factor receptor activity
Source: RefSeq, a predicted model, not a curated record